AACAGUACGAUAUCGAAAGCAAGUAAUGACAGUAGUGUUAACGAAUCGUUCCGGGCAGUUUUAAUUUCUUGUCAAAUUAUCUUAGAUUUAAAACGAUCGUCCUCGAAAAUCUCUUUUGAUAAAAUAUACGUCAUAUUUUCUUUUCUUUUUUUUAAAAAAGUAUUUUCUUAUUUUAAAUGCCGCAAGCCCUUAGAAGUAGAAAUUGGAAUUCCCCUGUAAAGCGAAAGUUAAAGUCGGUCAACAAUACGAAUUGGCAGGAGGAUUAAGCAUUUUAUUUUGGAGCCUGCAAAAGCAGCAAGUUGUACACCCGAAUUGUCUGCCUGAAACCAGCCUUUCUUGUCACCAGUUCUCAGCGUGAUGAGGGAAGGCAGGAAGAUGUUCGCAGCGGCAAUAUGCCUGGAUCAGGCCGUCUGUUGUGCGUUGCACUACGGAGCGGCGCUUGCGCUAUCGCCGUCGCGUAACCCCAGCGGUGUGGAGAGCCUGACGCAGAUCUGGAUGCUGGCGGCGCUCCGGUGGACACUAGUCCGCUUGUUCUGCGCGGUGGUGCCCAAAUCAGGGAGCAACGACGUGCUUCACCGCUAUCUGGCGGCGAUAUGCCUCCUCAGUCCAGUGUACGAAGGCGGGAUGUUGGUGCUGUUCGGGAAACACCCGGAGCACUGGAGCGGGUCGCUCUCGAGCCCGGGGAAAACUCUCGUAGCGGCGGCUGCCACGGCUACCGCCUGCCUCUUUUGGGAGGUGAACCUUCCGGACAGUCGCGGGGAGUCCUGUGAAAGCUCCAACGGGACGGAAAGGAAGCAGAGAGCCAGGGCGCUAUUCAUGAGGGUGAUCCGCUACUCCAAGCCCGAUGUUCUGUUUCUGUGCGGCGCGUUUGUCUUCCUCGCUUUCGCUGUCAUAUGCGAGAUGUUCAUCCCGUUUUACACGGGAAAAGUGAUUGACAUUCUGGGAUCUCACUACCAGCCAAGCAGCUUCGUGGCGGCUAUCUUCUACAUGGGACUCUUCUCAGUGGGCAGCUCCCUGUCUGCGGGACUCAGAGGAGGGCUCUUCAUGUGCAGCAUAUCCAGGCUGAAUAAGAGAGUGCGUGUCAUGCUCUUCCAGGCCCUCGUUAGGCAGGAGAUCGGCUUCUUCGAGGUCACCAAAACAGGGGAUCUCACGUCCCGCCUCUCCACUGACACCACCCUGAUGAGCCAAUCGGUGGCCAUGAAUGUGAACAUCCUUCUACGCAGCCUCAUUAAGACGGUGGGCGUUCUGUUCCUCAUGGUCAGCCUGUCCUGGAAGCUCACACUGGUCACCUUCAUCGAGGUUCCGCUCAUCGCCGUCUCCCAGAAGAUCUACAACACCAACUACGAGAAACUGUCCAAGGACGUGCAGGACUCCAUCGCCCGUGCGAACGACGUGGCUGGGGAGUGUGUGGCGGGCAUUAGGACCGUGCGGAGUUUCAAUACGGAGCGGUGUGAGGCGCAUCGCUAUGACGACAGACUGAUGGACACCCACAACCUCAAGACCCGCAGAGACACCGUCAGGGCCGUCUACCUGCUUGUCCGCAGGCUGGUGUCUCUGGGAAUUCAGUUCCUGAUGCUGUACUACGGCCGCCAGCUCAUCCGCGGGGGCACGAUGAGCACGGGAAACCUGGUCUCCUUCAUCCUCUACCAGGAAAACAUGGGCUCCUACGUCAGGUCCCUAGUCUACAUUUGUGGCAACAUGCUGAAUUCAGUGGGCGCGGCCGCCAAGGUGUUCGAGUACCUGGACAGGAAGCCGCAGGUGAGCGCGGAGGGCGACCUGCGGCCGGAGACCCUGCGGGGACAUGUCCAGUUCCGGAACCUCACCUUCUCCUACCCAACCCGCCCCGACCGCCCCGCCCUCCAGAGUUUUUCCCUGGAGCUGAAGCCAGGUCACAUGACCGCCCUGGUGGGGGCCUCAGGUGGGGGGAAGAGCACCUGUGUGAGCCUGCUGGAGAGAUUCUACCAGCCGCAGGAUGGAGAGAUCCUAUUGGACGGGCAGCCACUGCAUCGCUACCAGCACAAGUACCUGCAUAGCAAGGUUGUUGGGCAGGGGAUGGGGCCUGUGCUCUUUUCUGGCUCCAUCAGGGACAACAUCGCCUACGGCCUGACAGACUGCCCCCUGGAGCGGGUGCAGGAAGCUGCACGCAGGGCCAACGCCCACGACUUCAUCAGCCAGCUGGAGCAGGGCUACAACACAGAUGUAGGUGAGCGGGGCAGUCAGCUGUCUGGGGGUCAGAAGCAGCGUAUCGCCAUCGCCCGAGCUCUGAUCAGAGAGCCACAGGUCCUCAUCCUGGACGAGGUCACCAGCAGCCUGGACACAGAGAGCGAACACAUGAUUCAGCAGGCAUUGGCUAGCUGCCCUUCCCAGACUCUGCUGGUGAUUGCCCAUAGGCUGAAGACAGUGGAGAAGGCGGAUCACAUUGUGGUGAUUGACAAGGGGGCGGUGCUAGAGCAAGGGACUCACCAGGAGCUGAUGGACAGGAAGGGGAACUACUACAAACUCAGAGAGGGGCUGUUCUCUGAAAAAGAGUCCAGCGGUUCGCCUGCCGAGAGCAAACCUCUGAACCAGUGAGGGGAAUUACCAGCACACGUGGGAUUAAACUCAGUGUGCGGGGCAAAAACGAAAAGUUUGCUCUCAUUUUGAACCGUGUGAUUCAUGAUAUCCGGAAUCACCCAGUAAUAUUUUUAUUGUAUUAUUAUUAUUAUUAUUAUUAUUAUUAUUACAGGCAUUUAGCAGACGCUCUUAUCCAGAGCGACUUACAUUGUAUCCAGUUAUACAGCUGGAUAUAUAUUGGAGCAAUGCAGGUUAAGUACCUUUGCUCAAGGGUACGAUGGCAGUGUCCUACUGGGGAAUUGAACCUGCGACCUUUAGGUUACGAGAUUAACUCUUUAGCCAUUAUACUACACUGCCACCACUUGAGACUGUACGCAACAGCAACACCACAGGAACCGACGUUGCACUCGUUGCUGUCGCGAAAAUGUAGUUUUAUUAUGUUUUCUUACCUUUUAUGGGAAGAGUUUAGCUUUAUGCUUUAGGGAAAAAACUGUUCUCAGAUGCUUUUGUUUCUCCUUUUUGUUUCUGUUUAUUUUUAUUGAAUGUGUGUGCAAUAUUUUCUGUGCUGUGAAUAAACUUUGUCUUCUUUAUAUUCCAGUCAUCUUGUGUGUAUGUGUGUAUGUUUUUUCAGUAAGAAACGCAUCAGUUGAAGAGAGAUACACCUGCCAGAAAUGAAAUCAAAUCCUCAUUCUAACUUGUGGCACCAAUUAAACCUGGAGUUUACUCUACAGCAAUAAACCAAGCAGUGACUUUGCAGCCACAGGGAAAACAAACACGUAUUUAAACUGAAGGUGCAAUGAACUGUAUUAGGAACUACAGUAUAUCUAUGGUAAAACUUGUGGGUGGGGCAGAGUUUUGAUGACGCACCACACUACAUAUAUUGGGGUCUUCGCCAUUUUGUCUCUCUCUUAUUCCUGUUCAAGUUAUCUAACUGUGCCUAACCUGCAUUGAUUACUUGAGAAUAAUAAACAGCAAGAUUGUGCACCGUGAA
Molecule: messenger RNA, 3544 nt
Organism: Anguilla rostrata (American eel)
Lineage: Eukaryota; Metazoa; Chordata; Actinopteri; Anguilliformes; Anguillidae
Gene: tap2a
Product: transporter associated with antigen processing, subunit type a
Exons: 12
Coding region: 358-2571 (737 amino acids)
Biological process (GO): oligopeptide export from mitochondrion; antigen processing and presentation of endogenous peptide antigen via MHC class I
Cellular component (GO): TAP complex; mitochondrial inner membrane; endoplasmic reticulum membrane
Molecular function (GO): ATP binding; ATP hydrolysis activity; ABC-type oligopeptide transporter activity
Source: RefSeq, a predicted model, not a curated record